UGACGUUAUCGUCACGGUGAUCAUUCAAACGUCAGAACCACAGCAUAACAGUACAGAGAACUUUGUCAAAUAUUUGAAAUAAAAUGGAAUUCGCAGAAUUCAUCUAAACACAAAAGGAAUGGCUCUGUUAAGAUUAAACCAGAAAGAUCGUGAAAUGGCUUCAAGCCUUGCUCGCCAACAAAAGUUUGCCGCCGGCCAGUCACAACUUAAUCAUCAUAUCAACUGUGUACUACUACAAGCGUCGUUAAGAAGACCAUCUGUUUCAUUUGCACCAGUACAACAAUCUGGUGCUGGAGACCCUGGAAGCAAUAAAAUAAAGUCAUCAACGAUUCUAGGCGCGUCAACAGCCUCAUCAAAAAUGGUGUGUUCUAAAUUCACGCUUGCGAACAAGAUUUCAAAAGGGUCAGCAAUAAUGAAAUCAACAGGUUCAACGUGGAUGUGUAAAUCGCCAAAAUAUGAUGAAAAGGGCUUUCCAAAUCACGUGAACGAUGCCAUUGAUACAAGUAUUAUGAGGUUGGUACCAGAUUAUGAUUUUGAAAUUCCUACAGAACCAGAAUUUGAAAUUCUUAUCAAAAGUGCCCAUCCAAAACCCGAACCAGAUAACACUUUGCCUGGUGAUGAUGUAAAAGCAUGCUUUGAAAAUGAAACCAAUGAAGAAAACGUUAAUACUGUUACAGAUAUCGACGAAGUAUAUGACAUUGGUUGGUUUUUUGAGAUCUGCAACCAACAAAAGCAGAAAGAUGCUGACGAAGUUUAUGACAUUGGUUUGUUCUUUGACGUCUGCAAUCAAAUAAAAAAGAAAGUUGUUGACGAGGUAUAUGACAUUGGCUUGUUCUUUGAGGCCUGCAACCAAACAGAGAAGACAGAUGUCGACGAAGUUUACGACAUUGGUUUGUUCUUUGACGUCUGCAAUCAAAUAAAAAAGAAAGUUGUUGACGAGGUAUAUGACAUUGGUUUGUUCUUUGAGGCCUGCAACCAAACAGAGAAGACAGAUGUCGACGAAGUUUAUGACAUUGGUUUGUUCUUUGAGGUCUGCAACCAAAUAAAGAAGGAAAAUGUUGAUGAAGUUUAUGAUAUUGGUUUGUUCUUUGAAGUCUGCAAGGAAAAAAAGAAGGAAGAUAUCGAUGAAGUUUAUGAUAUUGGUUUGUUCUUUGAAGUCUGCAACCAAAUAAGGAAGGAAGGCACAGACGAAGUUUAUGAUAUUGGUUUGUUCUUUGACGUCUGCAACCAAAUAAAGAAGGAAGAUAUCGACGAAGUUUAUGAUAUUGGUUUGUUCUUGGAGGUCUGCAACCAAAUAAAGAAUGAAGAUAUCGAUGAAGAUUAUGAUAUUGAUUUGUUCUUUGAAGUCUGCAACCAAAUAAAGAAGGAAGAUAUCGACGAAGUUUAUGAUAUUGGUUUGUUCUUGGAGGUCUGCAACCAAAUAAAGAAUGAAGAUAUCGAUGAAGAUUAUGAUAUUGGUUUGUUCUUUGAAGUCUGCAACCAAAUAAAGAAGGAAGAUAUCGACGAAGUUAAUGAUAUUGGUUUGUUCUUUGAAGUCUGCAACCAAAUAAAGAAGGGAGAUAUUGACGAAGUUUAUGAUAUUGGUUUGUUCUUUGAAGUCUGUGAGCAGUUGAAGAAGGAAGAUAUCGACGACGUGUUUAACAUUGGCUCCUUUUUUGAAGCCUGUGACAUAAUUAAAACGAAAGAGUUUGAAAAUGAAAUGGUCUCAAUUUUGGACCCGAAUAAUCACAAGAACGACGAAGAAGAGAUACACAUUGCACCCUUACAUCGACUCGAUGAAAACAUGGACUUUGAUGGGGAUAUGUUCGGAAUUCUAGGAGUGUUUUGUAGGAGUGGAUUACAUUUUCUGGGCAGCGGAGUCCAAGAAAGCAGCGCAUAAAUCGAGCAUACAUUUAUAUUCAUAUAACAUUUUUGUUGUUGAAAUUAUUAUUAACCAUGACAUUCAUAUAAAAAGGAAUACGAAUAUUUUUGUUAAACAAAAAAAGUGUUCGGUUAUU
Molecule: messenger RNA, 1997 nt
Organism: Ruditapes philippinarum (Manila clam)
Lineage: Eukaryota; Metazoa; Mollusca; Bivalvia; Venerida; Veneridae
Exons: 3
Coding region: 119-1879 (586 amino acids)
Source: RefSeq, a predicted model, not a curated record